UUAAUCUGUGAGGUAUUAAAAGGUCUGGGCGGAAUAAACGUUUAGCACAGAAAUGAUAUUGGAGCUCCUGGUUUCUGUACCAUUGCUGGUUUUUCUAACUUGCAAGCUGUGGACCCACAUAAAUCGGAACUACUUCAUCCUAAGUCUCUGCAAGCGACUACGCACUGAGGAUGGCAGCCCGCUGGAAAACAGAAUUUACGUAACCCCAACCAAAACCCGGUUUGGAAACAACUUUGACCUACUGAGCUUCACAUCUGAAAGUAUAUUUAACUUUAUGAGAGAUGCUUGUGCUGAAGCUAAAGGUCGAAAUUAUCUGUGGUAUUUCUUCAAAGCGCCAAUGUACAAUGUUGUCAGGGCCGAAGAAGCCGAGGAAGUAUUCCAGAGUCCCAAGUUGAUCACAAAAAACAUGAUCUACGAUCUUUUGAAACCGUUUUUGGGAGAAGGGCUGUUGACCAGCACAGAUCAGAAAUGGCACUCCCGACGAAAGGCUUUGACUCCAGCUUUCCAUUUUAAUGUUUUGCAGUCGUUUCUGACCAUAUUCAAGGAAGAGUGCAAUAAGCUGGUAAAAAUCCUUAAUCAAAGUUUGGACAACGAGUUAGACCUUAAUCAGGUCAUUCCUCAGUUUACUUUGAACAAUGUUUGCGAAACUGCACUCGGCGUGAAAUUAGAUGACUUAACGGAGGGCUUUCGAUAUCGCCAGUCGAUUCAUGCCAUAGAAGAGGUCAUGCAGCAGCGCUUAUGCAAUCCCUUUUUCUAUAACACAGUGUAUUUCUAUCUCUUCGGAGACUAUAGAAAGCAGGUGGAUAACCUAAAGAUAGCCCACGACUUCUCCAGUCGCAUCAUCGAGAAGAGGAGAAGUCUUUUCAGGAGUAAGCAACUUGGCCAAGAGGAUGAUUUUGGCAAAAAGCAGCGAUAUGCCAUGUUGGAUACCCUUUUGGCAGCCGAAGCCGAGGGUCAGAUCGAUCAUCAGGGAAUCUGCGAUGAGGUCAACACUUUUAUGUUUGAGGGAUACGAUACCACAUCAACCUGUCUUAUUUUUACCCUGCUGAUGUUGGCCCUUCAUGAGGAUGUUCAGCAGCGAUGCUAUGAAGAGGUGGAAAACCUUCCCGAGGACAGCGAUGAGAUCACUGUGUUCCAGUUCAACGAGCUCUUUUAUUUGGAGUGUGUGAUCAAGGAAUCGCUGAGGCUGUUUCCCUCGGUGCCCACCAUUGGUCGUAAAUGUGUUGAGGAGUGUGUGGUGAAUGGUCUAGUCAUGCCCAAGGAUACCCAAAUCAACAUACACAUGUUUGAUAUCAUGAGGGAUCCUCGGCACUUUCCAAAUCCGGAUACUUUUCAACCAGAUCGAUUUCUGCCGGAGAUUACCCUAAACCGUCAUCCCUUCGCCUUUGUACCCUUUAGUGAAGGUCAAAGAAAUUGCAUUGGACAAAAGUUCGCCAUCCUGGAGAUCAAAGUUCUCUUGGUGGCCAUUAUCAGGAAUUUUAGAAUAUUACCCAUAACUUUUGUGAAGGAUAUUACCUUUGAAAAUGGAAUAGUGCUGCGAACUCAAAAAAAUGUCAAGAUUAAAUUGAUGCGAAGGGAACAAGAUAAAUAACAAAAGCUUA
Messenger RNA from Drosophila gunungcola (fruit fly), 1601 nucleotides. It is a transcript of the gene Cyp4ac2, whose product is annotated as probable cytochrome P450 4ac2. The transcript is spliced from 5 exons. The coding region runs from base 53 to 1591 and encodes 512 amino acids. Gene Ontology annotation, molecular function: monooxygenase activity; iron ion binding; oxidoreductase activity, acting on paired donors, with incorporation or reduction of molecular oxygen. The record is from RefSeq and is a predicted model, not a curated record. NCBI's taxonomy places the organism in Eukaryota, Metazoa, Arthropoda, Insecta, Diptera, Drosophilidae.